CCGCCGCACUCGCCGCGCCGCGACUCCGGUGGCCGCUGACGUGUCACCCCGCUCCUUCCCUCCCAAUCUCCCAUCAUCCCUCCCCAUCCUCCCCCGCCUCCGUUUCCCGCCACUUCUCCGCGCCAUUUCCCCCUCCCACCCGCCGGGCCCUCCUUCCCUUCCCUCCCACUCCUACUAGUAAUCCCCUGCCGCGAGCAAUCCCCCCCGCAAAACGCCAAAACCCUAAACCCUCGGAGGAGGGGAGUAGUCGCCCCACCCUCCGCAAUGGCGUCGCGCCGAGCCAGCAACGGCCGCUCGCCGCUCGUGCGGAAGCAGAGCCAGAUCACCGCCUUCUUCUCCUCCUCGUCCACACCCUCACCCUCCCCGUCCACGCCGAACAAAGGCGCGUCCAAGCCCUCGCCGUCGCCGCUGAAUCCCAGUGCAGCGCGGAGGUCCACGCUCGCCGCGGCCUCCCUUUCCCCUCCCAAGCAGCCGCCGCCGGCGGCGGCGCAGGAUGAGAAGAGGGCGAAGAGGGAUAAAAAGGAUCGGGAUGCUGCUGCCCCGGUCGCUGCGGCUGCGGCUGCGGAGGUGGUGGGUAGGCGGCUGCGGGUGUACUGGCCGCUGGACGACGCGUGGUACGAGGGGAGGGUGGAUGCCUACGACGCGGGCUCCCGCAAGCACCGGGUCAAGUACGACGACGGCGAGGAGGAGCAGGUCGACCUCGGGAAGGAGCGGUUCGAGUGGGCUGCCACGGGUGAGGAGUCCACCCCGCUGCCGGCAAGGAAGCUGCGGCGUCUCCGGCGGAUGUCGGAUACCGCGGUGGCGAAAUCGCCGGGUCUGGCGGAGGAUGGUGGAAGGGAUUCCACUGAGGACGAGGACUGGAAGAGGGAUACUGUAGCGGAUGAUGAUUCGGAGGAGGUGGAACUGGAGGACGAGGAGGAGGUUGUUGCGGUGAGGUCACGGAAGGGGAAGACGAGGCACUCCUUGCCGGUGUCAGGUUCAACGCCAUCGACAUUGGGCUCUGGCUUGACAUCAGCAUCGGGGUCAACAAUUUCGAAGAUGAAAAAGGUGGAUGUGGCUUCAUUGGAUUGUGCUAAGAAGUUCAGCUUUGAAACAGUUAAUACCACUGGAAAAGUUGACCCAGAAGUGCCGCUGAGCUGUGGCCGGAAGGAGCAAGCUACAGGGAAUGCUAACACUGCUCUUACUGGGGAGGCAGCUGAGCGCUUUGGACAGCGCGAUGUGGAAAAGUUCAAAUUCCUUGGAGAAGGGCGCAAAGAUGCAAAAGGAAGACGCCCUGGAAGCCCAGGCUACGAUCCAAGAACACUUUUAUUGCCUUCCCAGUUCUUGAAGAGUUUGACAGGAGGACAGAGACAAUGGUGGGAAUUUAAAUCACAACACAUGGAUAAGGUUCUGUUCUUCAAGAUGGGCAAAUUCUAUGAACUAUUUGAGAUGGAUGCACAUGUUGGGGCAAAGGACCUUGAUCUUCAGUACAUGAAGGGUGAACAACCUCACUGUGGAUUCCCAGAGAAGAAUUUAUCAGUGAAUUUAGAGAAAUUAGCUAAGAAGGGCUAUCGAGUUCUGGUUGUGGAGCAAACUGAAACACCUGAGCAAUUUGAACUUCGGCGUAAGGCAAUGGGUAUAAAGGACAAGGUAUGCUUCGAUUCCGUGGUGUCAGUCAAAGUCAUCUCUUGUGUUGAGGCAACUUCCAAAUGUGAUAUACCAAAGUUUUCUGCUAAAUUAUUUGGCAUGCUUUACUCUCGGAAGGUUGUCAGGCGUGAAAUAUGUGCAAUGGUCACAAAAGGGACACUGACAGAAGGAGAGCACCUAUUGGCAAACCCAGAUCCAUCAUAUCUCCUGUCUGUGACUGAAAGUCUCCAACAAAGUUCAAACAAGAGUCAAUACACUUGUAUCAUUGGUGUUUGCAUAGUUGAUGUUUCGACAAGCAAAUUUAUUGUAGGACAGUUCCAAGACGACCCAGAGCGCCAUGGAUUAUGUUCAAUUUUGUCUGAAAUGAGGCCUGUGGAAAUCAUCAAGCCUGGUAAAAUGCUGAGUCCAGAAACUGAGAAGGCAUUAAAGAACAACACAAGAGAACCUUUAAUAAAUGAGUUGCUUCCAUCCACGGAAUUCUGGGAUGCAGAAAAGACUAUUAAUGAGAUAAAGAAGUACUACAGCUCAGCAGAUAAACAAAACAAUGUCGACAAUGUACAAGACAGUCUGGAGUCUCUGCCUAACUUAUUAAGCGAAUUAAUUGGAGCAGGUGAUAAAACAUAUGCGCUUUCUGCUCUAGGAGGUUCCUUAUUUUAUUUAAGACAAACCCUUCUGGAUGAGAAAAUAGUUCCGUGUGCUGAGUUUGAGCCCCUUGCAUGCUCGGGGAUCAUCAACAAUAUCCGAAAGCAUAUGAUACUUGAUUCAGCAGCGCUCGAAAAUCUGGAACUUUUAGAAAAUAUCAGAACUGGUGGCGUGUCAGGGACCCUGUAUGCACAAUUGAACCAUUGUGUUACUGGUUUUGGAAAGAGGCUGCUUAAACGUUGGAUUGCAAGGCCAUUGUAUGAUUGCAGAGCAAUACUACAACGUCAAAGAGCUAUUGCUACUUUCAAGGGAGUUGGUAACAACUAUGCUGCCCAGUUUCGUAAGGAUUUGUGUAGGCUCCCUGACAUGGAACGCUUGCUUGCACGUCUUUUCUCUAGAUGUGACGGAAACAAAAGAAGUUCAUCAAUUGUUCUUUAUGAAGAUGCAUCAAAGAGACUGCUUCAACAGUUUACUGCAGCUCUUCGUGGUUGCGAGCAGAUGUUCCAUGCAUGUUCUUUGAUUAGUACAUUGAUAUGCACAGAAGAUUCUGUGGAUUCUCAACUAAAUGAUUUGCUCUCACCAGGCAAAGGGCUACCGAAUGUAUCAUAUAUUUUGGACCGAUUCAGAGAUGCAUUUGAUUGGUCAGAAGCAGAUCGCAACGGUCGGAUCAUUCCUCUUCAAGGUUGUGAUCCUGAAUAUGAUGCCACUUGCAAUGCAAUACAGGAAAUUGAAUCCAGUCUAAAAGAAUACCUGAAGGAGCAACGGAAACUUUUGAGAUGUGCAUCGGUUACCUAUGUUAAUGUUGGAAAAGAUAUGUACCUAAUUGAAGUGCCUGAGAGCUUGGGAGGUUCUGUUCCAGGGAAUUAUCAGUUGCAGUCUACAAAAAAAGGUUCCUAUAGGUACUGGACGCCAGAACUGAAAGAACUAAUAUCAGAACUUUCAAAAGCUGAGGCAGAGAAAGAAUCAAAAUUGAAAGGCAUUCUUCAGAAUCUGAUUCAGCUAUUUGUGGAGCAUCACAGCGAGUGGAGGCAACUGGUUUCUGUUGUUGCUGAGCUUGAUGUUUUAAUAAGUCUUGCUAUUGCAAGUAAUUAUUUUGAGGGACCAAGUUGCUGUCCAACUAUCAAAGAAUCAAAUGGCUCAGAUGAUACUCCUACUUUCCAUGCCAGAAAUCUUGGACAUCCCAUUCUACGAAGUGAUUCCUUGGGCAAGGGUUCUUUUGUACCCAAUGAUGUUAAGAUAGGUGGGCCAGGGAAUUCCAGCUUUAUUGUUCUUACUGGUCCAAAUAUGGGUGGUAAAUCAACUCUUUUGCGCCAAGUUUGUCUUACCAUUAUAUUGGCUCAGAUUGGAGCAGAUGUUCCUGCAGAAAACCUUGAACUUUCUCUUGUUGACCGAAUCUUUGUUCGAAUGGGAGCAAGGGAUCAUAUUAUGGCCGGCCAAAGUACAUUCUUGGUGGAGCUCAUGGAAACUGCCUCGGUGCUUUCAUCAGCUACCAAGAACUCUUUUGUGGCUUUAGAUGAGCUUGGGCGGGGUACAUCAACUUCUGAUGGACAAGCUAUCGCGGCCUCUGUUCUGGAUUAUCUAGUCCAUCAGGUGCAGUGUCUAGGCUUGUUUUCUACACACUACCAUAGGUUAGCAGUGGAACACAAGGAUACCAAGGUAUCGCUGUGUCAUAUGGCAUGCGAGGUAGGCAAGGGUGAAGGAGGUCUGGAAGAAGUGACUUUCCUUUAUAGAUUAACAGCUGGUGCAUGCCCCAAAAGCUACGGUGUAAAUGUUGCUCGAUUGGCAGGAAUACCUGCUUCGGUGCUUCUAAGGGCAAACGAGAAGUCAAUUGACUUUGAGGCCAACUACGGGAAGCGAUGCUGUGUUACCAAAGAUAAGCAUGCCAGUUCACAGCACGAAGAUGAGUUUUCUGCCAUCAGGGAUGUGUUACGCAUUGUGAAGGCAUGGCCUCAUCCUGGUGAUCAGGCAGCGAGUAUAAGAAUGCUCCAUGAAGCGCAGAAGCUUGCCAAGGUGCUGGCUGUGGAAGGUUAAAAAAUUGUUGCAUGACCUGUUCGCUUAGUGGAGAUUGACGCAUUUUGCUACCUUGGUGGCUUUGUUUUGGAUCGCUGUCAUGUUGAGAGCGCUGUAGUACAGCUCAUUGUGGAAUCGUCAUGGCUCAAGCCCGUGUAAAGAAUUGGGACAUGUACCAUAGAUGGAGACGAUUCAACGUCGUCCACGUAGCUUUACUAUCCCUUCCAACAAUUUUCUUUGCUCUGUGAUAGAAGCCCAAGGAUGGUCACCCGUACUGGAUUGUGAUGUGUUAGGCCACUGUAUGAUCAGAGGGUAGAUGGCUCAAAUUUUAAACUGAGCUGCGUAAAAACUUCCGAGAUUUUAAGAGAUGGUUCCAUGGAAGGUGUAUAGGGAAACGGAAAUCAGGAACUGCGCUUGCAAGCCAAUUUAGGCUUAGCUACUUC
This is a messenger RNA of Panicum virgatum (switchgrass), 4721 nucleotides long. RefSeq names its product DNA mismatch repair protein MSH6-like. Gene Ontology annotation, biological process: mismatch repair. Gene Ontology annotation, molecular function: ATP-dependent DNA damage sensor activity; mismatched DNA binding; ATP binding. The record is from RefSeq and is a predicted model, not a curated record. The coding region runs from base 265 to 4299 and encodes 1344 amino acids. Lineage: Eukaryota; Viridiplantae; Streptophyta; Magnoliopsida; Poales; Poaceae. Gene Ontology annotation, cellular component: nucleus. The transcript has 21 exons.